GCGCAAACUGCAAGGCGCGAGCGCGAACUUAGUAUGGCGGUGGUGUAAACAAAGCUGUUGUCACAAUGGUGUCCUUAACUUUAGUUAUCCUAAUUUCCAUGUCUGCGGUCCAGUCUAUUGACCUUACUGGAGGUUUCUUCAAACCACGGCCAUACCAUCCCAACUUGAAGUAUUAUGAAUUAAUUGAUUCUUCAGCCUUCAAGCAUCAUAUUGUGAAAAGAGGAACCACAGAGAGUAAUCAUCGUUUCAAUAAGAUCAAAGAAGUACAGUUUAAUGCACUUGGAAGAGAUUUCCGACUUAUCCUUAAUCCUCGGAAGGGAUUGCUUCACCCUCAGUUUAAAGCAUAUGCAGUUGAUGGUGCUGGUAAUGAGCAGAUCAUCCAUGUAGAUCAUGAGAACUUCUAUGAAGGCCGUGUGUUUGGUGAGAAGGUUUCUGAGGUUUCAGCACACCUGGAGAAUGGUAUCAUGACAGCAACCAUACACACUCCUGAGGACACAUACCAUAUUGAGCCAUCCUGGAGACACACACCAGACACCAGUGAGGACUCCAUGGUGGUUUACCGAGGCUCAGAUGUGAAGUACAGCUGGGAGGAUAAGAAGCCCAUGUGUGACUACAUCAAGGAAGGAAAUGAAACUACAGAAGCAGAGGAUGAGAAUGAAUGGAUUGAAGGAUAUGAGCCUCCUGAUGGAGGGGUUCUGGAUGCCUUAAAUGACCAGAUCUUGAGAGCCAAGCGGAGAGUCAAGAGACAGCAGGCAGAGGCAUAUAAUUUCAAUGGGGAGAAAACACGCUGUCCCUUGCUGUUAGUGGCUGACUACCGAUUCUUCAAGGAAAUGGGAGGUUCAAAUUACAAGACUACUGUCAACUAUUUGAUCAGUCUUAUUGAUCGUGUGGACAAAAUCUACAAGAACACUUCAUGGAGAGAUGCAGGAGACAAGUUAGACUUUUCUGAUAUGGGAUUUGUAAUAAAGAAAAUUCUUGUACAUCAAGAGUGGUCUCCAGUAACCACUAAUCAGGUGCAUUACAACAUGGACAGAACUUCAUGGGAUGUCCGCAACUUAUUAGAGGUCUUUAGCCGUGAGUAUUCUCACAAGGAUUACUGCUUGGCUCAUCUCUUCACUGACAUAAAGUUUGAAGGUGGCAUCCUGGGUUUGGCUUAUGUAGGGUCUCCUCGCAGAAAUUCUGUUGGUGGUAUCUGCACUCCAGAAUACUUCAAGAAUGGUCAUACAUUGUAUCUGAACUCAGGCCUGAGUUCUUCUAGAAACCACUAUGGACAACGUGUCAUUACUCGUGAGGCUGACCUUGUUACAGCUCAUGAGUUUGGACACAACUGGGGAUCUGAACAUGACCCAGACAGACCAGAAUGCAGUCCAAGUGCUAGCCAGGGAGGGUCUUACCUCAUGUAUACUUACUCAGUGUCAGGAUAUGACAUAAACAAUAAGAGGUUUUCUCCAUGCAGUCUUCGAGCAAUCCGUGCUGUGCUGAUGGCAAAGUCUUCCCGUUGCUUCACAGAACCUGAAGAGUCUUAUUGUGGUAACCAAAGAGUUGAAGGGCAGGAAGAGUGUGAUGCUGGGCUCGUAGGCCAAGAUGAUAUAGAUAUGUGUUGUGAUAAGCAUUGCAAACUUAGAACAGACGCUGUUUGCAGUGAUCGCAAUUCUCCCUGCUGCCAAAGCUGCAAAUAUAUGAACCAAGGAGUUAAGUGUAGAGAGAAGCAGCCAGCCACUUGUGAGAAUGAAUCCAGGUGCCUGGGUACAAAAGCAGAAUGCCCCAAAGCUAAGCCGAUGGAAGAUGGAACACCCUGCAUUGAAAAAGGACAGUGUCUUCAAGGAAACUGUCUCCCAUAUUGUGAAACACAGGAUAUGCAGAGCUGUAUGUGUGACACAAUUGAUGAUGCUUGUAAGAGAUGCUGCAGAAAGACUCUCAAUGACACUUGCUUCCCUGUCAAGCCUGUUGAUAUUCUGCCAGAUGGCACACCCUGCAUCCAGGGCUUCUGUAAUAAGGGAAAGUGUGAAAAAACUGUUCAAGAUGUUGUGGAACGUUUUUGGGAUAUCAUAGAAGAUAUUAACAUCAACACUGUUUUAAUGUUUCUUCGAGACAACAUCGUGGGGACAGUCAUCAUCAUCUCUGUCAUCAUAUGGGUACCAGCAUCCUGCAUAUUCAGUUAUGUGGAUCGUCGGCGCAAGGAGGAAUAUCACAAGCAAUGUGAAGAAUAUAGAGAAUACAUUGAGCGCUGGAAGAGGAGGAUGGAAGGUCAUGGUUUUCCUCAGACCAAAAGAGCGAGAUUUGCUGAUGUUGUUGAUGAUGCUGCAGCCUGCCUUCUAGGAAGCACCUGUACCUGAAUACUUCACUGCACUUUUGAUAACUAGUUGCACUUUCUUGUGACAAAUAAUGCUAAUGAUUAGUAUUUAUCAUGGGAUUAUAUAGCAUGUUUCUUAAGAAUAUUUAUGUAGUAAUAUUUUAGUAUAUCCUUCCUGUUUUAUUAUUCUUCCUGUAAAUUUGAAGCACAUUUGACCUCACCUUUUCUAUUUGUUGAUUUCAUCUUUCUUACCUCUAUAUAUCAAUAGAAAUUUGUAUAAAAGUGCUCCCUACCUUGUAUCCUAUUUCUGAAGUGUAAUAGUUUUAGUUUCUCUCUGUUUUCUCACACACGUGCAUGCUCCCCCCAGCUGGUCAGACACGUCCACAGCAGCUGCUAGGAUCUACCUAAGUUUGGUUAUGCAGGGGGUCCAAACUUUGAGUCCUGUCUCCAUAAUAGGGUCUUGUACAAGGUUUAGGUGCAGGGGAAGGGGAAGUGUUAGUAGAGGAGUGGGUGAAAAGGAGAAAUGAGAGAGUGAUACAAGAUAAACACUGACGGUUGGUGAUAUCAACAGGGAAGAUGGCAGCCGGCAUGAACCCAAAUUUUUUUGAGGGCUUCAAGGAAGAGGAUCUCAGCAUAGUGCACACAAAUAAACAAAUGUGGAAAAUUGAAGAAGAAAAUGCAAAAAUACAAAAAGAAAUACAUAGCUUAAUGGUAAUGAUAAAGGCAUGGAAGGAAGAAAGAGAAGUGGGUGGCAACUAUGCAAAAAAAAAUAUCCAGUGAUAUAAUAGAGAUAAGAAGAGGGAGAUGGAAAGAGAAAAGAAAACAAAGAACUGAGAGAAGAGGUGACAAAAAUAGUGGACUUAAACAAAAAGUACUGUGAAGAAAUUAAGAAACUCAAGGAAUAGGACAAAGAGUUAAAAAAACUUUGCAAGAGAGAGAGAGAGGUUAUGGUUGGAGAAAUGAAAGAGUUAGUGACAGAGGAAGUCAAAAAUUGGAAAGAAGAGAGAGAACAAUAAUAAAAGGUGGACAUGGAGUAGAUAAUAAGACAACAGCAACAGGAACACAAUAAGAAUAUGGAAAAGCAAGUGAUUAAAAUGAUAAAGGAAAAAAAGUAAUCUUGUGAGAGACAUGGUACAAACAAAGAUGUGUAUGGUGGUAUUUGGAAUUGAGGAGAAGAACCUAGCUAGAGAGAAAGAAGUGAAAAGGGCUAAGGAAAUUAUAGCAGAAGUGGUGGAGAAAGGAGAGGGGAUAAUCAAACAAAUUGAAAAGGUUUACAGGAUUGGAAGAAGAAAAUGGAACAAGAAGAAGAAAAUGGAACAAGACCAAUGAAAAUAAUAUUCAUGUCAUAAACAGCAGCAGAACAUGUGUUGCAAAGAACUGGAAAAUUGGCAAAAGUAGAAGGAAGCAAGGAAGGAAAUAUGGAUUAAAAGAGGCAUGAACAAAGAAGACAAAAGUAAACUGAAAGAAUUGAGAGUAGAGGUCCAGUCAAAAAAUGGGGAGAGAACACAGGAACAAGCAAGAAGAUUCAUCUGAAAAGUUGUGGACAUGAAAGUGAAGAAAUGGUGGCACAAAUAUGCAAUGCAAGAUCACCAAGCAGAAGUUUAAAGAUUAUGUAUACUAAUGUAGAUGGUUUGGUGUCAAGCCUAUUGGAACUUAAAGACUACUUAAAGAACAGUAAACCAGAUGUGGUAUGUUUAACAGAAACCAAACUAAAAGAGGAAAUAAAGUUGGGAUUUGAAAAGGAAGGAUAUAGCACAUGGAGGAGAAACAGAAAAGGAAAGUGAGGAGGAGGAGUAAAUAUAUUGGUAAAAGAAGAUAUUGUUGUUAAGGAAGUGAAAUAUGGUGAUGAAAUGGCAGAAAGAUUUGAGUCUUGUGAUUAAGGUCAAAGAAAGUGAAAAAAGGAAAAUCAUUGUGACAUACAUACCACCAAAAACUAAUGCAUGGGAGACUAAUAAAUUUAAAAGUAUGCAACUAGAAACAAGAAA
Messenger RNA from Scylla paramamosain (green mud crab), 4278 nucleotides. RefSeq names its product ADAM 17-like protease (gene Tace). The transcript is spliced from 13 exons. NCBI's taxonomy places the organism in Eukaryota, Metazoa, Arthropoda, Malacostraca, Decapoda, Portunidae. Gene Ontology annotation, biological process: Notch signaling pathway; membrane protein ectodomain proteolysis. The record is from RefSeq and is a predicted model, not a curated record. Gene Ontology annotation, molecular function: metalloendopeptidase activity. Gene Ontology annotation, cellular component: plasma membrane. The coding region runs from base 66 to 2336 and encodes 756 amino acids.